UUUCCUAUAGAAACUUCCAGCGUUUUUGUGGGAUGAGAAACUGAAAGUACACAAGCGCAGCUAGCUAGCUAGAGAGAGAGCCUAGCUAUGGCUAAACGAGACGCCUGGGAUGACAUCUCUUAUUAUGAGCUACUUCAAGUAGAGCCAAAUGCCUCCACAGAUGACAUCAAGAAGGCGUACAAGCGUAUGGCCCUCAAGUGGCACCCGGACAAGAACCCCGACAGUGUGGAGGAGGCAGACAAAGUGUUUAAACUAGUGGCCCAGGCCUACGAGGUUCUGUCAGAUCCUCAAAAGCGUGAUGUAUAUGACAGAUAUGGGAAGGAGGGGCUUCAGGAUGGUGGGGUUGGUGGAGGUCAUGGAUUCCACUUCACAUCUGCAAACGACAUUUUCGAGCAAUUUUUUGGAACAAACGAUCCAUUUGCAGAUUUUGGUUCCAUGUUUGGUGGUGGUGGUGGUCAGUCCAAUAGAGGUGGCGGUGGUUUCUUUGGAGGGUUUGGAGGAUUCGGAGGAUUUGGUGUCGAUUUUGGGGAUGGUUUUGGUGACGGUGGAAGCAGUUUCGCUACUUUCAGCAGUGGCAGUGGUAGUGGGGGGUUAACGAGCAUGUCAUCUUCUCAAACAUACUCUCGAGGCGGAAAAACCAUCACCAAGAAAACUUCUACACAGAAUGGAGUGAAAACUGUGGAAGAAUUUGAAAAUGGGCAACUCGUGUCUAAAACUGUUAAUGGUCAAGCAAUGGCUGUCGAAGGAGGAGAAAUACCUGCUAUAAGCAUCGGAUCUAAAAAGAGCUCGAAACGAACAAAAUAGAAACUGUAAACUGUGACUGUGUAGUUACUAUAAUCUGUUUUUGUUUAACGGCAGUUUAGACUUAUGGCUUAGUACAAUAGUUUAGAAGUACACAAACACAUCUGUUCCUUAUGAACUUUAAUUAUAAGAUGCUUAUCAAAAGAGUC
Molecule: messenger RNA, 950 nt
Organism: Halichondria panicea
Lineage: Eukaryota; Metazoa; Porifera; Demospongiae; Suberitida; Halichondriidae
Product: dnaJ homolog subfamily B member 6-B-like
Exons: 6
Coding region: 88-804 (238 amino acids)
Molecular function (GO): Hsp70 protein binding
Source: RefSeq, a predicted model, not a curated record